Messenger RNA from Chironomus riparius, 4676 nucleotides. The record is from the annotation of a GenBank genome assembly. NCBI's taxonomy places the organism in Eukaryota, Metazoa, Arthropoda, Insecta, Diptera, Chironomidae.
AGUUGAAGAUUUGAGUGACAUCAGUUAAGAAAUGGAGUCAAAAGUGAUUGUGUCAAUUGUGGUGCUGUUCUUAAGUUUUGGUGCUUCUUAUUGUCAAAGUGUGGACUGCAGAUACUACAUAUCAACUUACGGCUAUACAUGCGAUUUAACUAUAAAUAACACAAAUAGUUGGAAUAAUUUUACAACCAUAGAAGGAACACACAUGAUUAACAGAACAGAUGUCGAUAUUAGAAAAAUUAUUGGAGUAUCUGGAUCAACAAAAAAUAUCCCUUCAAUAAUAUGUGAAAAAUUUCCAUUAACAACUGGAAUUCAGCUUCCAUCUAGAUCAAUUCAGACCGUCAACGAUUAUUCAUUUAAAAAUUGUACGAGGCUUACUAUUUUGAAUCUAUAUAGCAACAGCAUCAACUCAAUUCAUGAGGAAGCAUUUACUUACAAUACAGAGCUGCUGAUACUUCAUUUGUAUUCAAAUCAGCUAACGACUCUGCCAGAUAAAGUGUUCUCAAGCCUUCAAAAGUUGACAACUCUGCGAUUGGAUUCCAAUAGGUUUGCGACUCUCCCUUCAACUGUUUCAUGGUUUUCAAAUCUUACAAGCCUAACAAUUUUAUAUCUAAGCUCAAAUCAAAUCCAGGUGCUGCCAAUAAAUACAUUCCAGUCACUAGGAAGACUACAGUCAUUGUAUAUCGCAUCUAACAGAAUCACAAACUUAACAGUCGGUGUAUUUGAACCAUUAACUAGCUUGACUGCUUUGUCAUUAAGUUCAAAUCAGAUGGCUGAACUUCCGUUGGGAAUCUUCGAUCCAUUGGUCAAUUUAGAAACAUUAGAUUUAAGUUCAAAUCGGUUUCAAUAUCUUACACCGAACAUGUUCAGUCCUUUGCAAAGAUUAUUAUCAUUGAAUUUAAAUUACAAUAGCUUACAUAAUCUUACUAUUGGCGCAUUUGAUUCUCUACGAAGUUUGACUACAUUAUCUUUGGGUUCUAAUCUGCUCACAUUGAUUCCUGAGAACAUUUUCCAACCACUGAUCAAUCUUCAAAGUUUAAACUUAGAAUCAAAUAUGAUUGAAUAUUUGCCUGACAAUGUAUUUGCUCCUAUUAGAACAUUGACAUCAUUGGAUCUGUCAUAUAAUAAACUUUCAGAUCUGUCAAUUGAAUUGUUCUAUCCUUUAUUAAGCCUUCAAUCUUUAGAAUUGAAUUCAAAUAAUAUAACUGAGUUGCCAUUUGACUUUUUUGAAUCGUUAACGGCUUUGACUAGCCUUAACUUGGGAUCAAAUCAAAUUCAGGAGUUACCAGCUAAUAUUUUUACUACUUUAGUCAGCCUUCAGAUUUUGCAGCUUUAUUCAAAUAGAUUCGCUACGUUGACUCCUGGAAUUUUUGACUCACUGACCAGGUUGACUGGAUUAUACUUAUGCUCCAAUCAAAUCACUGAACUUCCUCCAAACAUCUUCGAUUCUUUAAGAAAUUUGCAUGUGUUAUCAUUACAUGGCAACCAGCUUGACCAUCUACCUCCAUAUAUUUUCAACAACACCAUAAGUUUGACUAAUUUACAGUUGUAUUCAAACAAAAUAAGAAACUUAACGCCUAGAGUCUUUGAGAACCUGACAAGAUUAUAUUAUCUAUACUUACACUCAAAUCAACUUCAAAGCCUUCCAUCAGGAAUUUUCAAUGGAUUAACUGGAUUGAGAUACAUGCAUUUGUAUAGUAAUCAGAUAUCACAGCUCCCAGAUGACAUUUUCAGCAACUUAGUUAACUUAUAUGAGUUGCAAAUUCAGUCAAACAACUUGACCAGCCUGCCUAUAGAAUGGUUUGAAAACCUAAGAAGUUUGGAGUUCCUUUAUGCAUAUUCAAAUCAAAUUGAGGAACUUCCAAUCGAUGUCUUUAGCUCUUUAUUCAGAUUGAGGUAUAUCUCGAUGUACAACAACAGAAUUAAGAUUCUUCAUGCUGGGUCAUUCGGAGUUUUAUCAAAUUUCACUCGGGCUAACUUCUUCAACAACCAAAUUGACGCUAUUGAUGAAGGUAUCAUCGAUAACACACCAAUAUCAAGACUGGAUGUGAGGAACAAUACGUGUGUAAAUAGUAAUAUUUUAGAUACUACUGGAACUAGGGAGUCAAUGAGGACAAUUUUAGCGCAAUGUUUUGAGAAUUUUGUGAUUUUGAUACCGGAAACCUCACCACUUCCCCCAACCACAACAGCUAUAACCACAGUGCCUUAUCAGACAACAACAGAAAGCCUACCUCCUGGAUGUGUUGCAGGAAGUAUAAAUACACGAAUUUGCAGUGUUGAGGAUGAAGUUGAAGUCCUUAAAGAACAGAACGAAGAAUUACUGACGAAAGUUCAAGAACUGGAAAGAAGACUUGAGAGUUCAACGAGCAAUGUUGGGAUUAUACUUGAUGAGUUGCAGUAUCAAAUGAGGGAGUUGAAAGGCUGUUGUGCGUGUUAAAACAAAGGAGUUAAAUUUUUUUAAAAUUUGUCAUUUUUAUUUUAUUUAUUAAAUGUGCAACUAUUUCGAGCAAAAUUAAAAUAUAAUAAAAUAAAAUAUUUAAUGAUUUUGGUGCUUAUUUAUAGCAUGGAUAAUUUUUAAUUGUCUUUUUUUCAAAGCUUUCAAUUCUUUUAGAAUUUUUUUAACAUUUUUAUUUCAUCAAAUUCUUUAAAAAUUGUCAUUUCAUUUAAUAUUGAGACUUUACAAUGAGCUGAAUUGUUAAAAAAAAGUUGAAUAUUUGAGAUGAAUUUGAAGGUUAUUGUAGCUUUGGCCACACGGAAGUUCAAAGUUCAUCACAAAAUUUCACUAAUAUCAAAAUUGAUUUUUAAAAAUUCUAUCCUUUCAAUCACAAUAGUAUAUAGCAUUUAGUAUUAUUCAUGGGACGCAUAAUCUCAAACUUUUUGAACCUAACCUCAAAACUUUGGAUCUUAAUCUAAAAAUGUUUGAAGCUAACCUUAAAAUUUUGAAUAAUAACCUCAAACCUUUGAAUUAUAACCUCAAAACUUUGAAUCAUUUCCUCAAAAUUUUGAAUCAUAACCUCAAAAUGUUUGAACCUAACCUCAAAACUUUGGAUUAAAACCUAAAAUGUUGAUUCCUAACCUCAAAACUUGGGAUUAAAACUUCAAAAUGUUUGAAACUAACCUCAAAACUUUGAAUCAUAACCUCAAAACAAUGAUUCAUAACCUCAAAAUUUUGAAUCUAACCUCAAAUCUUUGAAUCAUAACCUGAAAACUUCGAAUCAUAACCUCAAAAUGUUUGAACCUAACCUGAAAAUUUUGAACUUAACCUCAAAUCUUUGAAUCAUAACCUCAAAACUUUGAAUCAUAACCUCAAAAUGUUUAAACCUAACCUCAAAACUUUGGAUUAAAACCUUAAAAUGUUGAUUCUUAACCUCAAAACUUGGGAUUAAAACUUCAAAAUGUUUGAAACUAACCUCAAAACUUUGAAUCAUAACCUCAAAAUUUUUAAUCAUAACUUCAAAAUUUUUGACUCUUGCCUCAAAAUUUAUCAUCGUAACCUAAAUACCUUUCAAUAAAUUAACCUCAAUCUUCAUCAAUCUUAAUUCGUCCUCAACUGAUAAUCCCCAUUCUGUGUGAUGUACCUAACCCACGGCAAUGCCUGAUACCCACUUUUCUCAAUAAUUUUCAAAUACCUCACUUGUAUCCCCGAUGUCGUAAAAUAUGGAAUUUCAAAUUUCACUUGAAUCGGUGGCUUGCCUUCACUAUCCUCACACUCAACCGACGGCAAUCCAAAAUGUGCUCGCAUCAGGAACUCUUUACCACCUGGAAAUGACUUAAUUGUCCAUGUGAUUGCAUUCUGUUCUGGCGUGUACUUGACACUACCAAUUGUCGUCUUAAACUUUGGACUGUCUGCAUCAUUUGGAACUGGAAUGAUUAUUUCAACAUUGUUUGCUGUCGAUCGUCUUUUGAAUUGUGAUUUGGCCUUAAUCAUGUACUCUACACGACUAUGUGCAUGUCUUUCAAUGACAGACUCUAUCCAGAUUAGUGGUUUCAUGUGAGCACUAUUGCGGUAUGUCAUGAGCUCAAACUCUCCAUCGGGUGGAAUGAAGCUUAUUGUUCGGUCAUUUUCGAACCUCGACAGUCGCACACAUUGAUGGAAUUUAACAUCCUCAAGUUCAAUUGACUUUGACUUGCCACGUCCAGUUGACUCGAAGAGGACUUUGUCGUUAAGUCCAAGACGUAGUUCAGGCAUUCCUGAUAAAUAAACACGCAUCUUUAUAGCACCAACAAUUUCACUACGAAGAACAUUUCCAUUGGCAUUUGCGAGGAGAUUAACACUUUCAAUGACGUCAAGGAACACUUCAUUUUUUCGGUACUUGAUGCCUUCAGAUCGCCAUGAGACUGCAUUAGUUACAGCCAUUGGAAUUCGCGGUUGAAUUUCAAGCUUGUGACCUUCUUGUGUGAUGAAUUCUUGUAAGAUUUUACUGUCUGUGGUUUGUGGAUAUCCAAAGUCUAUCAGCUCAUCGAGCAGCUCAUAAAUUAUGACAAAAUUAUCACGAAUUGAUUCCUCUUCAAAUUCCUUAAAAUACUCGGUAAAUACUUGGACGAUUUUAUGGAGCAUUGUGAAUACUAGAGCAAUAUUUGCAUUCUUUUUGGUUGUUGACACGAUGUAGAGAUUAUUGGUUUUGAUGUAGGCGAAGGUGCACUCGUUGGUUUGGAUUAUUGGCGUCACGAGGCCUUCC